This is a messenger RNA of Oncorhynchus mykiss (rainbow trout), 3698 nucleotides long. RefSeq names its product DDB1- and CUL4-associated factor 5. Lineage: Eukaryota; Metazoa; Chordata; Actinopteri; Salmoniformes; Salmonidae. Gene Ontology annotation, molecular function: protein binding. Gene Ontology annotation, cellular component: Cul4-RING E3 ubiquitin ligase complex; cytoplasm. Gene Ontology annotation, biological process: negative regulation of fatty acid biosynthetic process. The record is from RefSeq and is a predicted model, not a curated record.
CUAGUGACGACCGAAGGGGAGCGGAACAGGAAGCUGAACCGGAAGUGACUACACGGAAACGGCACUGCUGCUAACAACGAAAACAACGGCAUUACGCUCGGGGAUAUCUCCCUUCUCCUUAACGUAGGUUAGAGACAGACAGAUUGCAUAUAUGAACUUGGAAACAUGUACAAUUUCCGGGGUAAUGAAGCGCACUAUCGGGUAAAGUUAAAGUGCACAAGUUGGUGAGGAAUUGCAAGCUAUCUUUCUGCUGUGUUUUAGCUAAGCAGGCUAACUAGCUAGCUAACGGCUCCAGGAAAAAAUGAAGGAGGUGAAGGGUUGUGGUAUGCGGUCCUCUGUGGGCUUUCUGUCUCAGAGAAGCCUUUUCGGGAACCCACUGAUGAAGGAAGAAUUUCAGAGACUCCGGUUGGCAGGAUGCACAAGCCUUUACAAGAAAGAUAUGCUGGGACAUUUCGGGUGUGUAAACGCCAUAGAGUUUUCCAACAAUGGAGGGGAAUACCUUGUGUCCGGAGGGGAUGACCGCAGAGUGCUGCUGUGGGAUAUGGAGAGAGUCCUCCAUGCUCGCUCGGCCAAGCCUCUCACACUGAAGGGAGAACACCUCUCCAACAUCUUCUGCCUGGCCUUCGACAGCACCAACAAGAGGGUGUUCUCUGGGGGUAACGACGAACAGGUCAUCCUUCAUGAUGUAGAGCAAGGCGAGACUCUGAACGUGUUCCUUCACGACGAUGCGGUGUACGGCCUGUCAGUCAGCCCCGUUAACGACAACGUGUUCGCCAGCUCCUCGGACGACGGACGGGUCCUCAUCUGGGACACACGGCAGCCGCCACACGGAGAGCCCUUUUGUCUGGCCAACUACCCGUCAGCCUUCCACAGUGUGAUGUUCAACCCGGCAGAGCCCCGACUGCUGGCUACAGCCAACUCCAAGGAAGGGGUGGGGCUGUGGGACAUCCGCAAGCCUCGCACUUCUCUGCUGCGUUACGGCGGUAGCAUGUCCCUGCAGAGUGCCAUGUCGGUGCGUUUUAACAGCGCAGGGACCCAGCUCCUGGCUCUGCGUCGCAGGCUACCCCCGGUCCUCUACGAGCUACACUCUCGCCUACCCAGCUUCCAGUUCGACAACCAGGGCUACUUCAACUCCUGUACCAUGAAGAGCUGCUGCUUCGCUGGAGACAAGGAUCAGUACGUCUUGUCUGGAUCAGAUGACUUCAACCUUUAUAUGUGGAGAAUCCCAAAGGAUCCUGAAGCAGGAGGCCCGGGUCGUGUGGUCAACGGAGCGUCCAUGGUCCUGAAGGGGCACCGUUCCAUCGUGAACCAAGUCCGGUUCAACCCCAGCACCAAUAUGAUCUGCUCCUCCGGGGUCGAGAAGGUCAUCAAGGCGUGGAGCCCCUACCAGCAGACAGAGAGUCUGGGCGACCUGGAUGGUUGUGUGGAGAAUAAGUCCAGGAGUCUGUACAGCCAUGAGGAGUAUAUCAGCCUGGUGCUGAACAGCGGCAGCGGCCUGAGGCACGACUACGUCUCACAGUCCAUCCAGGAGGAUCCUCGUAUGAUGGCCUUCUUUGACUCUCUGGUUCGUCGGGAGAUCGAGGGCUGGAGUUCGGACUCAGACAGUGACCUGAGUGAGGGGGCCAUCCUCCAGCUCCACGCCAGGGGACGACGCUCCACGCGGGCUGUAGGAGACGGCGCCGGGGUCCUGGUUGGUGCUGCUUCACCUGUACAUCCCGCUGCUGCUAUGGGCGACUCGGACCGCUCCUCCUCAUCCUCAUUGGCUGCACCCGAGGCCUUGGGGGCGGAGCCGCUGCUGCCCAGGAGUCGUCAGCGACAUCACCAGUCUGCGUUCUUAUUGGACCUGGUGGGAGAGGACUCUGAUUCCUCUGGGUUCUGGCUGGACCCCAUGCCACGCCCCAGCCCCCGAGACAACUCCACCCUCUCCAGCCCCACAUCCUCCCCCACUGGGGCCUCCUCCAGCUCCUCCACCACCUCCUCCACCAGCUCUGAGGACGAGGAGCGUCGCAGGGUCAGCACCAGGCAACGCAACGCCGCACGGAGGCGCCGCAUGCACUUCCCCUGCAGGCCCAGUGGAGGGCGCCCCGAGUCCGCCCAGGCCCUGUACCCCGGGGGUGUCGACUCCUGCUCCUACCCAAAGAUCUCCAUGGAUGAGGCCUCAUCCUCCUCCGCAUCCUCCACGGAGCUGCAGCAGGGCCGGGACUCGAUCCAGAUCGGACCCCACAGAAGGAGCUCGAAAACGGGGAGAUGUGCCAGCAAUUCGGGCAGACAUACCGGUUCCAGCCCUGCAGUGUCUCUGGACAGCCAAGACGACCUUCUCAUCACCUCUCAGGACACCCUGCAGCAGAGGACCGAGUCCCGGGAGGGAGGGGUGACGGGGGCUGCUUUAGAGAGGAUGGACAACAGUAGCUGGGUCUCCUCUUCCUCCAGACAUCACCACAGCCCCCACCAGACUGAGAUGACUGAAGUGCCAGUAGACCGUCUGGCUCCAGACCGGUUUGCGUCCCCAGAUUCCAGGGGGGAGAGGGAGGCCUUGGCGGGGAAACAAACAGACACUAGGAAACAGGAAGAGGCAGGGCUGUCUUCUCAGAGAGGCCAGGCCCGGACCCAGGGGGCGAUAAAACGGACUCACCUGGGGUCAGGAGGUCAAGGGUCAGGGGAGGGGUUAGAGAAGAAGUUGAAGAGAUGAUGAUGACGCCUGUCGUGGGAAGGUGAUCAUUUGGUGAAUGACUGAUGUUGUCCCACAUUACCCUAUUCCCCGUAGCUCUCCAACCUCUCCUCUGGGACGUUGCACAACAUCGUUGUAGCCCUGAACGACCUCAUCUGAUUCACCUUGUCAAGGGUUUCAGGGUUAGUUGACUAGUUAAAUCAGGUCUGCUAGCUCUGGUAUAGAUUAAAUACAUGGAACAACUGAGGGGUCCCAGAGGAGAGGUCUGAGUAACACUGGCCCAUGGAACAACUGAGGGGUCCCAGUAACACUGGCCCAUGGAACAACUGGGGGGUCCCAGUAACACUGGCCCAUGGAACAACUGGGGGGUCCCAGUAACACUGGCCCAUGGAACAACUGGGGGGUCCCAGUAACACUGGGCCAUGGAACAACUGGGGGGUCCCAGUAACACUGGCCCAUGGAACAACUUUGGGGUCCCAGUAACACUGGGCCAUGGAACAACUUUGGGGUCCCAGUAACACUGGCCCAUGGAACAACUGGGGGGGUCCCAGAGGAGAGGUCUGAGAAACACUACUUUUCACCAGGAGCCAAUGGUAGUAUACUAUGUAAGGGAAGGGGGGCCAUUUUGGAUUCAACCUGAGACUCUGGUUUUCUUUUGUGUUUUUACAGUCCAGUUUCUUGGUUUGGUGACCCUAAAAAGGAUGUCGCAAUUUAUCAUUUUUGCGCCAUUGGGACGUGUAUUCUGCUAAGAGCAGAACACAGUGGCUAUGAGGGCUUGGCUCUCUGUCUGUCAAUCAGAACAUACUGGAUAAUGAUUGGUCCAAUAUUACUGGGGCAGCAAUGCGUUCUGGAACUUCUAGAAAUUGUCAUCACUUCUGAGGUCAAACCAUAGAUGACAUUAAAUAUCAAAAGAUCCAAAAAUAUGUAAUAACAUUGACAAUGGUAUUGUAAAUGCACUACUAGUUAGUCAUUUAGUCUUAAGGCAGAACUUGUAUUUUUGUUGAAUUAAAAAAAUAAAUAAUAAUAAGGC